This is a messenger RNA of Penicillium olsonii, 5817 nucleotides long. The record is from the annotation of a GenBank genome assembly. Lineage: Eukaryota; Fungi; Ascomycota; Eurotiomycetes; Eurotiales; Aspergillaceae.
AUGUCAGGCUACGCUGGCGGAGGCCACUAUGACGAUGGCUAUGCCAACCAAGGUCAUGGUCAUGGUGACUCCUACUAUCAGGAUGAACAUGCCCAAGGAGGGUACUACGACAACCAAGCACAUGGCGAUGGUUACUACGACCAAGGUCACGGAUACUACGCCGAUGGCUACGGUGCCGAAGGGGCCCACCCCACCGAUGGUGCCGCGCACGGCCAAGGAUACGCCGAUGGAGGAUAUUAUGAGGCUGGACACCAAGACUAUGGCGACCAGUAUUAUGACCAGGGCCACGGCGAAUACCCACGGGGCCGACGUGGUCACGAUUCCGAGGAGGACUCCGAAACUUUCAGCGAUUUCACGAUGAGAUCAGAGACUGCUCGCGCUGCGGACAUGGAUUACUAUGGCCGCGGAGACGAACGGUAUAAUAGCUACACCGACAGCCAGUACGGUGGCCGUAGCGGUUACGGAGGAUAUCGCCCUCCCUCUUCCCAGAUUUCCUACGGCGCCAACCGGUCAUCCGGUGCUUCAACCCCUGUUUACGGCAUGGAAUAUGGCAACGCGCUCCCCGCUGGCCAGCGGUCUCGCGAGCCAUACCCAGCGUGGUCCUCUGAUGCCCAAAUCCCUCUCUCGAAGGAGGAGGUUGAGGACAUCUUCCUGGACUUGGUCAACAAAUUCGGUUUCCAGCGUGACAGCAUGCGGAAUAUGUACGACCACAUGAUGACUAUGCUGGACUCCCGUGCUUCGCGUAUGACUCCCAACCAGGCUCUGCUUUCCAUCCACGCCGACUACAUUGGAGGACACAACGCCAACUACCGGAGAUGGUACUUCGCUGCCCAUCUGGAUCUGGACGAUGCGGUUGGCUUCGCCAACAUGAAGCUUGGAAAGGCAGACCGCAAGACUCGGAAGGCCCGCAAAGCGGCGGCCAAGGCGGCCAAGCAGAACCCCGAGAACGAGGAGGAGACGCUUGAGGCCUUGGAAGGCGACAACAGUCUGGAGGCCGCUGAAUACCGUUGGAAGUCGCGCAUGAACCGCAUGUCUCAGCAUGACCGGGCCCGCCAGAUUGCUUUGUACUUGCUGAUUUGGGGUGAAGCAAACCAGGUUCGCUUCCUCCCAGAGUGCAUCUGCUUCAUUUUCAAGUGUGCCGACGACUACUACACUUCACCCGAAUGUCAAGCCCGGGUGGAGCCAGUUGAGGAAUUCACUUACCUGAACGAGAUUGUCACCCCUCUCUACCAGUACUGCCGCGACCAGGGAUACGAGAUUAUGGACGGCAAGUAUGUCCGUCGUGAGCAUGACCACAACGAAAUCAUCGGUUACGAUGACAUGAACCAGCUGUUUUGGUACCCAGAGGGUAUUGAGCGCAUUGGGUUCGAGGAUAAGACUCGUUUGGUUGAUGUGCCCAUUGGUGAGAGAUGGCCCAAAUUGAAAGACGUUGUCUGGAAGAAGGCUUUCUUCAAGACCUACAAGGAAACACGUUCUUGGUUCCAUAUGAUUACGAACUUCAACCGUAUCUGGGUCAUCCAUCUUGGCUCGUUCUGGUUCUUCACUGCCUACAACGCCCCGACUCUCUACACAAUCAACUACCAGCAACAGCUCGACAACAAGCCUGAUAGCCCAAAGUUCCUUGCUGCUGUCGGCUUCGGUGGUGCUCUCGUCUCGUUCAUUCAAAUCAUGGCCACCAUUUUCGAAUGGGUUUACGUUCCAAGAGGCUGGGCCGGUGCACAGCACUUGCGCAAGCGUUUCAUGUUCCUCCUUGGUGUUUUCAUCAUCAACCUCGCUCCUGGUAUCGUGAUUUUCAGCAUCUUGCCAUCCCUCGGCAUGUCGAAGAGCACAGAGCACGGUGUUGGUCUUGCGCUCGGUAUCGUCCACUUUGUCCUCGCCGUCCUGACGGCUGUCUUCUUCGCCAUCCAACCACUGGGUGCGCUCUUUGGUAACUACAUGAAGAAGAACGGACGCAAAUAUGUUGCCAGUCAGACUUUCACUGCCAGUUUCCCCCGACUUGCAGGAAAUGACAUGUGGAUGUCUUACGGUCUCUGGGUCUGUGUUUUCGGUGCAAAGCUGGCUGAGUCCUACUUCUUCUUGACUCUGUCGUUCAAGGAUCCCAUUCGCAUCCUCUCGCCAAUGCAGAUCCACCAGUGCACUGGUGCGAAGUACAUUGGAAACGCUGUUUGCCACCGACAGCCUCAGAUUCUCCUGGGUCUUAUGGCCUUCAUGGAUCUGACGCUCUUCUUCCUGGACAGUUAUCUGUGGUACAUUAUCUGCAACACGAUCUUCUCGGUCGCAAGAUCCUUCUACCUCGGUGUAUCGAUCUGGUCCCCCUGGAGAAACAUCUUCUCUCGCCUGCCGAAACGUAUCUACUCCAAGGUCCUUGCUACCACCGACAUGGAAAUCAAGUACAAGCCGAAGGUUCUCAUCUCUCAAGUGUGGAACGCCAUCAUUAUUUCGAUGUACCGCGAGCACUUGCUGGCUAUCGAUCACGUCCAGAAGUUGCUCUACCACCAGGUUCCUUCUGAGCAGGAAGGCAAGCGCACCCUCCGCGCUCCCACUUUCUUCGUCUCGCAGGAAGAUCAAUCUUUCAAGACCGAGUUCUUCCCUCAAGGCAGUGAAGCUGAGCGUCGUAUCUCCUUCUUCGCCCAGUCUCUGUCCACGCCCAUGCCUGAGCCUUUGCCUGUUGACAACAUGCCUACCUUCACUGUCCUGAUUCCUCACUACAGCGAGAAGAUUCUUCUCUCUUUGCGUGAGAUUAUUCGUGAAGACGAGCCUUACUCCCGUGUUACUCUGUUGGAAUACCUCAAGCAGCUUCACCCUCACGAGUGGGAUUGCUUCGUCAAGGAUACCAAGAUUCUCGCAGAUGAGACAUCACAGUUCAAUGGAGACUACGAGAAGCCUGAAAAGGAUGUUGCUAAGAGCAAGAUCGAUGACCUUCCAUUCUACUGCAUUGGUUUCAAGUCUGCUGCUCCUGAGUACACUCUUCGCACCCGAAUCUGGGCAUCGCUCCGAUCUCAAACCUUGUAUCGCACCGUUUCCGGUUUCAUGAACUACAGCCGUGCCAUCAAGCUCCUCUACCGUGUUGAGAACCCCGAGGUCGUUCAAAUGUUUGGUGGUAACUCUGAGAAGCUCGAACGCGAGCUCGAGCGUAUGGCUCGUCGCAAGUUCCGCAUCUGUGUCUCCAUGCAGCGUUACGCAAAGUUCAACAAGGAUGAGCGUGAGAACACUGAGUUCCUGCUCCGUGCCUACCCGGAUCUGCAAAUCGCCUACCUCGAUGAGGAGCCCCCAGUCAAUGAGGGCGAGGAACCCCGUCUCUACUCGGCACUGAUUGAUGGUCACUGUGAACUUCUCGAGAACAACAUGCGCAAGCCCAAGUUCAGAAUUCAACUUUCCGGAAACCCCAUUCUCGGAGAUGGAAAGUCAGACAACCAGAACCACUCCAUCAUCUUCUACCGUGGUGAAUACAUCCAGCUUAUCGAUGCUAACCAGGACAACUACCUGGAAGAGUGUCUUAAGAUUCGCAGUGUCCUGGCUGAGUUCGAGGAGCUCACCACCGAUAACGUCUCUCCCUACACGCCUGGUGUCGCCUCGCCCGAGGAGACCCCUGUUGCCAUCCUCGGUGCUCGUGAGUACAUUUUCUCUGAGAACGUCGGUGUUCUCGGUGAUGUUGCUGCCUCCAAGGAACAAACGUUCGGUACCCUCUUCGCACGUACACUUUCGCAAGUUGGCGGUAAGCUGCACUACGGUCAUCCUGAUUUCCUGAACGCUACUUUCAUGUGUACCCGUGGCGGUGUUUCCAAAGCUCAAAAGGGAUUGCAUCUCAACGAAGAUAUUUACGCUGGUAUGAACGCUCUUCUGCGUGGUGGUCGUAUCAAGCAUUGCGAGUACUUCCAGUGUGGUAAGGGUCGUGAUCUUGGUUUCGGAUCCAUUCUGAACUUCACCACCAAGAUUGGUACUGGUAUGGGUGAGCAGAUGUUGUCCCGCGAGUACUACUACCUCGGAACCCAGCUGCCUCUUGACCGUUUCCUCUCCUUCUACUACGCUCACCCCGGUUUCCAUCUGAACAACAUGUUCAUUAUGCUUUCGGUGCAAAUGUUCAUGAUUGUGUUGAUCAACCUUGGCGCUUUGAAGCACGAGACCAUCAUCUGCAAGUACAACUCCGAUCUGCCUAUCACCGAUCCCCUGGUUCCCACCCUCUGUGCCAACUUGACUCCCAUUCUCGACUGGGUCAACCGUUGUGUCAUCUCCAUUUUCAUCGUGUUCUUCAUUUCAUGGGUGCCAUUGGCAGUUCAGGAAUUGACCGAGCGUGGUGUUUGGCGCAUGGCUACUCGUCUGGCGAAGCACUUCGGUUCCCUUUCCUUCAUGUUCGAGGUGUUCGUUUGUCAAAUCUACGCCAACGCUGUUCACGCCAAUUUGUCUUUCGGAGGUGCUCGUUACAUUGGUACCGGUCGUGGUUUCGCCACUGCGCGUAUCCCAUUCGGUGUGCUGUACUCCAGAUUCGCUAGUCCCUCGAUCUAUCUUGGUGCUCGUCUCCUGCUCAUGCUGUUGUUCUCCACCACAACAGUGUGGACUCCGGCCUUGAUCUGGUUCUGGGUUUCCCUGCUCGCUCUCUGCAUUUCGCCCUUCUUGUUCAACCCUCACCAAUUCGCCUGGAACGAUUUCUUCAUUGAUUAUCGCGACUACAUCCGCUGGUUGUCGCGUGGUAACUCUCGGUCUCACGCAUCGUCAUGGAUUGGAUUCUGCCGUCUUUCCCGUACUCGACUCACUGGUUACAAGCGGAAGCUCCUUGGUGUUCCUUCCGAGAAGGGCUCCGGUGACAUCCCAAGAGCCCGCCUCACGAACAUCUUCUUCAGUGAAAUCAUCUCGCCCUUGCUCGGAGUCGGCGCCACACUGAUCCCGUACCUCUACAUCAACUCUCGCACCAUGUUCUCCAAUGACGAGAAAUGGGCCGCCAACCCCAUCGCUCGCGUUGCGAUCGUUGCCUUCGCACCGGUCGGUAUCAACGCGGGUGUUGCUGGUAUGUUCUUCGGUAUGGCUUGCUGUAUGGGUCCAGUCUUCGGCAUGUGCUGUAAGAAGUUCGGAGCUGUCCUUGCCGCUAUCGCCCACGCCAUUGCCGUCAUUGCAUUCCUCAUCUUCUUCCUCGCCAUGUUCGUCCUCGAAUCCCUCAACUGGCCCCGAACCAUUUCUGGUAUGAUCGCAGCCAUGGCUCUCCAGCGCUUCAUCUACAAGUUGAUCAUCUCCCUCGCGUUGACUCGUGAGUUCAAGAACGACCAGUCGAACAUCGCUUGGUGGACUGGAAAAUGGUACAACAUGGGAUGGCACUCUCUCUCCCAGCCUGGCCGUGAGUUCUUGUGUAAGAUCACGGAGCUUGGAUACUUCGCCACCGAUUUCUUCUUGGGACACAUCUUACUGUUUGCCAUGCUGCCCGCGCUGGCUAUCCCCUAUGUUGACAAGUUCCACUCGGUCAUUCUCUUCUGGCUGCGCCCAAGCCGACAAAUCCGCCCUCCGAUCUACUCUCUCAAGCAAUCGAAGCUGCGCAAGAGACGUGUUGUCCGUUUCGCCAUUCUGUACUUCACCAUCCUCGUUAUCUUCGUGGUCAUUAUCGCUGCCCCCGUUGUUCUCCGCAACACAGACCUGCUUGAUGAUUUCCUGAAGAACAGUCUCUGGAACUCAAUCGGUGUCAAGGACACCUCAGCAAUUGGUCUGCUCCAGCCGCUUGACCACAACCUUAAUGACACCGUCGACUGGUACACUGGAUCUGGACUCCCAGGCGGUUACUCGUCCAGCUCCGCUCCCACUCCCUCUGCAGGUUACGACAAGUGGGCCAUUUAA